Molecule: messenger RNA, 426 nt
Organism: Cryptomeria japonica (Japanese cedar)
Lineage: Eukaryota; Viridiplantae; Streptophyta; Pinopsida; Cupressales; Cupressaceae
Exons: 1
Coding region: 1-426 (141 amino acids)
Source: RefSeq, a predicted model, not a curated record
AUGAACCUUAUGAAUAGUAUCUUUCGAGAUUACUUGGAUGAUUUUGUGCUUAUAUUCAUUGAUGAUAUUUUGAUUUAUUCCAAGAACAAAGAGGAACAUAAGAAGCACUUGAGAAUAGUCUUGCAAUGGCUAACAGAUCAAAAGCUUUUUGCUAUGUUUUUGAAGUGUGCUUUCUUUCAGGAAAAGGUGCAAUAUUUAGGCCAUGCUAUAUCUGCUGAAGGAAUUUAUGUUGAUUCUAUAAAGAUAGAGGCAAUUGUAGAUUGGCCAACACUUCAAAGUGUUACAAAGGUUAAAAGUUUUAUGGGUCUUGUAGGAUACUAUAGGAAGUAUGUGGAAGGAUUUUCUAGGAUAGCAACACCUAUUACUUCUUUUCGAAAGAAGGGAAAGAUAUUUGAAUGGACUGAGAAGUGCGAAGAGGCAUUUUAG